Molecule: messenger RNA, 627 nt
Organism: Mesocestoides corti
Lineage: Eukaryota; Metazoa; Platyhelminthes; Cestoda; Cyclophyllidea; Mesocestoididae
Source: the annotation of a GenBank genome assembly
UUUGUGAUUUUGAAUUGUUUACUGCGCUCAAUAUAUGAGUGUCGAGUUGGCGGGAUGUGGGGUUGGCUGUCCGCUGUGGGGACGAUCUCGUCGUUCCACUUCUGGAUGAUUUCGCUUGGAAUAAUAUCGUUUAUACUUGUUGCCAUCCCAGUUUUGAUAUGUACUGUUCAUUUAUUUAACAAGAAACCCCACCCUGCAACGUUGCCUAACAUGCGCAAACGGGAUUUUACUAUUCAAGAACUUAGACAGUUUGAUGGUAGUGGUGUAGAUGGCCGGAUUCUAAUUGCUGUCAACGGAAAUGUUUUUGAUGUUACCAAUAAUGGCAGGGAGUUUUAUGGAAAGGACGGGCCGUAUGCAAUUUUUGCUGGUCGUGAUGCUUCGAGAUCAUUGACAAUGUUCACGACUGACAUGCCCGCAUGUAGUGAUGAAUAUGAUGACCUUUCGGACCUUACUUCUGAUCAGAUGAAGAGCCUUAAGGAGUGGGAGCUUCAGUUUCGUGAGCGAUACCCACUGGUUGGAAAACUCUUAUCCCCCUCAGAGACCCACCACUUGUAUGAAAGUGCCGAAAAUGAUGAAUCACUUCAAGUUGAUAUUGGGACCGAUCCAACGAGACCCAAGGUCGAUUAG